AUGACGGUGGAGGAUGGCGUGCCGAAUGAUGACAGAAAUACGGAGAUGUCAUCGCUAGUGUCAGAUAUUGGAACAUGUCAAAGCUUACCAUCGCUAAUUUUUACAUGUGCUCCACCAACUGAUAAUGAUAGCUCCAUCAUUGUUAGCCCAACAGCACUCACUCAGGAAGAUUCUCAAAAUGAGUAUGAGGUCGUGAAGGAAAAGGAUGAAAUCCGGAUAACCGGUGGAACCGAAAAAAGUUGGACAAGUAGAACAAAAAGACGAGUACACAAUGAAGAAAUAAACUAUGGAGAACGGAUUGCGGAUGAUUUAAUCAACGAAUAUUGUGAUAAGUUGAACACAGCACUGCGGAAUCGGUUUGAUGGCAUGCUUGCCAUUCAGUACAUUGCACUGGAUCCACAAAACCUGGAUAGACUCAUAACUGGUAGCAAACCGGUCCUUCAGAUUCUUUUGGAUCAAAAACGUGAACACUAUGUAUUGGUUGAACGAACUCUUAUUGAUAAUACCGUGGUCGUAUUUGACUCUCUUGCCACCUCUAGUAAAAAAGCCAGGGAUGCGUUAAAUCGUGGAUUAGCCGAACAGAUUUUCAAUAUGUUCAAACACGUAUCAUCGCCUGACGGAGUGAAAGUACGAUAUGAAAUUGCAAUCGAAAAACAAGAUGAUAUGUGGUCAUGUGGUUUACGCACAGUUGCAUACAUCACAUGCCGAGCGUUCGAUCGUGACCCUCAAUGCUAUAUAUUCAACAUGGAAAAAGUCUUCAAAUAUUUCUGUAAUUUACUGAAUGAGCAAAAUCCGAGUGCUGAAGAAUUUCGACAUGCAUUUGAACGAUUUGGGAAAUGGAAGCAUCAUCAUUUGAAAGCGGAAGAAGCCAUCUUUAAAAUAACGAAGCGAAUUGAUCAUCAACUUCAUAUCGAAAAUAGCGACAUGCAAGAAACGAAUAUGUUAAGCGAUAGCAGCACUACAUCUAGUGAACGUCAUGGAGAUCUAAGAAGAAAUGAUAAACAAGACGAUUAG
Loa loa (African eye worm) is the source of this 1014-nucleotide messenger RNA. RefSeq lists its product as hypothetical. Gene Ontology annotation, biological process: proteolysis. Bases 1 to 1014 code for a protein of 337 amino acids. The record is from RefSeq and is a predicted model, not a curated record. The transcript has 7 exons. Gene Ontology annotation, molecular function: cysteine-type peptidase activity. Lineage: Eukaryota; Metazoa; Nematoda; Chromadorea; Rhabditida; Onchocercidae.